AAUUCACAUUUUUUCAUUUUCAGACGGAUUUAGGAUAAAAUGGCCGCCACCGCUGUUACACAAUAUCAAGAUAGACUGGAAAAACUGCUGAGGCAGCCGGGAGCUAUAAAUGAUCUCAUGGCGACUGCAGAGAAGAAAACUGGUGUUCAAAGGAUUUAUCUCGCCUAUGGGGCUCUCGGACUAACCAUGCUUUGGCUUGCGUUUGGAUUUGGAGCUCAACUCCUUGCUAACUUUAUCGGGUUUGCCUACCCUGCCUACUGUUCCAUGAAAGCCCUUGAAUCUAAGAAUGUAAAAGAUGACACGCAGUGGUUGACUUACUGGGUAGUCUUUGCGCUAUUCUCAAUCUUGGAGUUCUUUGCUGAUAUCCUUGUUGGUUGGGUUCCCUUUUACUGGUUGACGAAAUGUAUCUUCAUGGUUUGGUGUAUGGCUCCGAUUGAGGCAAACGGAUCCUUCAUCAUUUACUCCAGGAUAAUCCGUCCUGUAUUCUUGAAGCAUGAAACUAAGCUGGAUAACAUGGUCAACAAAGCUACUUCCAAGGCUGGUGACUUGUUUGGUCAGAUCUCUGAUGCUGCCAAGGAUAUCUCUGCUGAUCAUAUUAAGGCUAAUUAAUCAAAUACAGUUCCAGCAGAUGGUGGCUAAUAUCAUCAAUAUCAAGUUUUGUUGAGGGUCAUCUGACCUACUAUUAUUAAUGUUUUGCACUGAUACACCCUUUGCACUAGAUGUUAUGUAUUGUAUAUCUUAGCCAACCCUUGAAACCUAAAGAUCUUUUAGUUUGAUUACUCGUAAGCUUGUGCCACUAUUAAACUAUUUAGUCAGAGAAUAUAUAUAUAUUUGCCCCCCCCCCCUCCCUUCUAUCAGACUUAAUAUUAUUGUUUUAAAUUAAAAUCGAACCAAAAUCAGGUUAAUUGCCAAAAUAUUGUGAUGCCAUCUAAAUUCUUCCUUGAUAUAUCUGUGAUUUUCAAUGAUUAACAGGCGUACAACGCAUUUUAUUUCAAAGUUCAAUAAUCAAAACAUAUUUCAGA
Messenger RNA from Eurytemora carolleeae, 1022 nucleotides. Its product is annotated as receptor expression-enhancing protein 5. Lineage: Eukaryota; Metazoa; Arthropoda; Copepoda; Calanoida; Temoridae. The record is from RefSeq and is a predicted model, not a curated record. Bases 40 to 609 code for a protein of 189 amino acids. The transcript is spliced from 7 exons.